Molecule: messenger RNA, 1948 nt
Organism: Chelmon rostratus (copperband butterflyfish)
Lineage: Eukaryota; Metazoa; Chordata; Actinopteri; Chaetodontiformes; Chaetodontidae
Gene: tmed10
Product: transmembrane p24 trafficking protein 10
Exons: 5
Coding region: 52-672 (206 amino acids)
Biological process (GO): endoplasmic reticulum to Golgi vesicle-mediated transport; Golgi organization; intracellular protein transport
Cellular component (GO): endoplasmic reticulum; COPII-coated ER to Golgi transport vesicle; endoplasmic reticulum-Golgi intermediate compartment
Source: RefSeq, a predicted model, not a curated record
UUAAGCUGGUUGGCUGUCACGGGCUGGUUGGUCGGUUGGUUGAGGGUAGCCAUGGCUCGACUCGCUGCGCUACUGCUGUUACCGGUUCUUAUUGAAUCUGUAUUUUCCAUUUCUUUCUUUUUACCGGUCAACUCAAGAAAGUGCUUACGAGAGGAGAUCCACAAAGACGUCCUCGUCACGGGGGAGUAUGAAAUAAGCGAGCAGGCGAACACCAAAACUAAUCUGAAGAUUACAGAUUCCUCCAGCCACACGCUUUACUCCAAGGAAGAUGCAACAAAAGGAAAGUUUGCAUUCACCACAGAGGACUAUGACAUGUUUGAGGUGUGCUUUGAGAGCAAAUCUCCCAUGGGGACUGGAAGAGUGCCUGACCAGCUGGUAAAUCUGGACAUGAAGCAUGGUGUGGAGGCCAAAAACUAUGAAGAGAUUGCCAAGGUGGAGAAGCUGAAGCCUCUCGAGGUUGAGCUUAGGCGACUGGAGGACCUGUCAGAGUCCAUUGUCAAUGACUUUGCAUACAUGAAGAAGAGGGAGGAGGAGAUGCGGGACACCAAUGAGUCCACCAACACACGUGUGCUGUACUUCAGCAUAUUCUCCAUGUGCUGUCUCAUUGGACUGGCUACAUGGCAGGUCUUCUACUUGCGGCGCUUCUUCAAGGCAAAGAAGCUGAUUGAGUAGAGCAGCCCCCUAGCUCCUGACCUCAGGAGGAAGCUGCCUGCCAGUCAGCCAACACAUCCCAACAUCCACCCUCUUUGGACUAGCUUCAGCAAACAACAGCAAGUGGGGUUGAGGGGCUCAAAUUCUAGUUUUCACAGCUGUCACAGAAAGAGUAUUAAGGUCGUCCUCUGAAAAAAUUCACCUGCUUAUUUAGUGGUUUGAUACAUGAAAAGCGCUGUAGGGAGAAAUGCACUGUGAGACAUGGGAGGGGUGUGCCCAUCUCCAUGGCACUUCACAUUUCUGUCUGCACUGUUUUGAAUGUUGCAGUUUACUGAAUAGCAGCUCGUUCCUUCAAUCAGUUGAAAGGGUGAUGUUUGAUUUUGAGCUCAGUUUUGAAUGGAUGUGCCAUGAGCGAAUGUCUUUUGCCCUUCUGUUGAUGUACACAUUAUUUGCCAUGUCAAGCAAACUAGAUCCUUGGUGCCCUUUUAUCAAGUGAAGGCUGUAUGAAAAGUGGUUUGUUGUUACUUCGAUGAGAGAAUUGGCAACCACUUAACGUCUGUGUUAUGUCACCUAAUUUGCAUUCAUGUUUGGUAGCUAAAUUUAACCGUGUAUUUAGUUUGUUUUCAUAUUGUAAAUGCUACUUAGUUGCUUCUACAAGUAUAUUUUUUUGGGGGGGUUGUGAGUUGUCAGAGUAAUAUUCUCUUAGUUAUAAAUUAGGUCACUUCUAUGAGCUCUUGCACGUUCUAGUUUUGUUUUUGGAACACCUGAACAUUAAGUUUGUCACCAAUCAAAAGUAGCAAGAAACAAAAAAAAAACCUUGUGCAGCAUUGUGCUGUGUGUACAUGGCUAUGAGUAAUUUAACCACCUGACUUCUGUGAUGCAAUUCAUAUAUAUUUGUGCAAGUUUCUCCUGUCAGAGUGCAGUGGACAGAGGUUUUCACGGGAAAUGUAAAGUAGGCUAUCCAAACAUUUUCUGAAAUUUCCUUUCAGUCAUACGACCUCUUACUUUACGCACUGGUUAAUUCAGUUAUCCUUUUGUAAUUUUCAAGAUAUCACUUCCCUCGCAGAUCCAUCCAGUGUGCUUCUUUUCUUUUGAAAUACUUACGAGGCUUGGGUUACAUGAGAAUGUGGGUGGUUGCAAAUAUUCAGACAGGGAUUAAUUGAGGCAUCUGUCAUGGAUACAUUUUUAACAAUGAACAUGCGCAUUGUGCGCAAUCAGUGAUUUUUAUGUUGACUGAUAAAUUUUGUAAAUUUGUGUUGGGCUUUUAUUCAAUAAAAUAUUGGAUGGAUUUACAUUA